Artibeus jamaicensis (Jamaican fruit-eating bat) is the source of this 874-nucleotide messenger RNA. Its product is annotated as regulator of microtubule dynamics protein 2-like. Gene Ontology annotation, cellular component: mitotic spindle pole; spindle microtubule; cytoplasm. The transcript is spliced from 2 exons. The record is from RefSeq and is a predicted model, not a curated record. Gene Ontology annotation, molecular function: microtubule binding. Bases 1 to 609 code for a protein of 202 amino acids. NCBI's taxonomy places the organism in Eukaryota, Metazoa, Chordata, Mammalia, Chiroptera, Phyllostomidae.
AUGGUGGUAGAUGAAAUAGAAUUUAUUUGGCAGUUUGCUCGUGCUUAUGGAGACAUGUAUGAGCUCUCUACAAAUAUACAAGAAAAGAAACAUUACGCUAAUAUUGGAAAGACAUUAGGUGAAAAAGCUAUAACUAGAGCACCCAUGAAUGGACACUGUCAUCUGUGGUACGCGAUUUUGUGUGGCUAUGUAUCUGAGUUCGAGGGUUUACAAAACAAAAUCAACUGUGGACAUCGCUUCAAGGAACAUCUAGAUAAAGCAAUCCAAUUAUUACCUGAAGAACCCUUUUUGUAUUACCUCAAGGGAAGAUACUGUUACACUGUCUCCAAACUGAGCUGGAUUGAGAAAAAAAUGGCUGCUACUCUAUUUGGAGAAAUACCGUCCUCAACUGUACAAGAAGCUUUACAAAAUUUCCAAAAGGUCGAAGAUCUGUACCCUGGUUUUUCUAAGUGCAAUUACCUGUUCCUUGCCAAGUGUUCUGUGGAUCUUAAGAAAAGAGAGGAUGCCAUGAAGUUCUGUAACCUGGUGAUGCUGCUUCCCUGUGUCACCAGAGAGGAUAAAGAUGCAGAGGAUGAGGUGAAAAAAAUAAGCACUACCUUGAAGAGGUAAAUUAAAGAACAUACUCGUCAACAAAUCAGAUGUGGCUACUAAAUUUUAAACUCAUUAAAGCUGUGAUUUUUAUUAUCCUUUUCUCGCUAUAUUGGGUAAUGUGCUCAGUUUUGAAGGUAAAACCCCAUUUCUGCAGAGUGCAUUCACUUAGCACACCACAAAACUAAUCAUGCUCUUUGGAGGAGUCUUUUUCCUGUAAUGUCAGUGCAAAAUGUUCUUUAAACGUGUAUGCUUUAUAUUUUUCCUAUUGAUAAACUACCAUACU